UUUAAAAUGUGGUUUUAUUUAAGACUUGUUGUGUUGCUAGUAGUUGUUACAAGUGUGAAGCACGUUUCUACGGCAGAUGCCAUUUGCGAACGAAUAGAUUUCAAUGAUUUCAGAUCUUUGAAGAUCUAUCAGUGCUCGGGCACAUACAGAGAGAUAUUGCGGCUAUCUGCCUAUGGCUCGUCGUCCAAGUUCACCUCAUACCGUCCAAACGUAGUGUACUACUUGUCUAAUGUCGUACCGGGAAUCAGUUGUUGUGAAACAAUUGAAAGUUUCUUCGUGAAUGCCUUCACUGAGAUUCGAAUGAUUUAUCAGCUAUCGUUCCGCACCACCUCUUCACUGACCGUGAGACUGCUUGAUUUAGAUCAAAAAGAUUCUCGAGGAAAUCCGGCCGUGGCACAAAUUUGGUCCACCCAAACUGCCACCGCGACGUGGAGUUUAUUCCUGGGACGGGUGGAAAAAGAAAUCAAACGAGCACUGAUACAGAUCGAAGUUGAUAUGAGUACCGAGGGUAGCAUUGCUAUCGAGUACUUGACGGUGUUCAAUCCGCUGGUGCUGGAAGAGUUCUGCAUGCAACUAGACGAAUUUUACGUGCCUCCUUCAACGACUAGCACCGCUCGACCUACCACCCCAAUUAGUCGGACUACCACGAGAAGGACUACCACGCGGAGAACAACAUCAACUACCACUACGGAAGUCCCAACAACAACAACCACAACAGAAGCUCCAACGACUACAACAACAACUACAACAGAAGCUCCAACGACUACAACAACAACUACAACAGAAGCUCCAACAACGACGACAACAACAGAAGCAAGCUCCAACAACGACGACAACAACAGAAGCUCCAACAACGACUACAACAACAGAAGUUCCAACAACGACGACAACAACAGAAGUUCCAACAACGACGACAACCACAAAAGCUCCGAGAACUACAACAACAACAAAGGCUCUAACAACGACGACAACAAUAACAGAACCACCAAUAACGACGACGUCAACAAUAACAACAACAGAAACUUCAACAACAUCAACUACAAAAUCUGCAACAAGAACAACCGAAAUUCCAACAAAUACUACUCCGGUGUUUCCAACUACCUUGGAACCAAUUUCGAUUCCUACAACAUCGACAUCCUCCCUUCCCGAGACUACUACAACUCAGCUAUCAACAACAGAAAGCACAACCGAAUCAACCCAGACACAGCCUACUCGGACCACAUCCUCCACCCGACGUACCCGAACUACAACGCGAAGAACAACUCCGACAAGCGUUCCAGAAACAUCGACAGCGGAACCAACGACAACAACCUCUACAACGGCAAAGCUGCCUGA
Culex pipiens pallens (northern house mosquito) is the source of this 1335-nucleotide messenger RNA. RefSeq names its product GATA zinc finger domain-containing protein 4-like. The record is from RefSeq and is a predicted model, not a curated record. The transcript has 3 exons. Lineage: Eukaryota; Metazoa; Arthropoda; Insecta; Diptera; Culicidae. The coding region runs from base 7 to 1335 and encodes 442 amino acids.